Molecule: messenger RNA, 3927 nt
Organism: Vigna unguiculata (cowpea)
Lineage: Eukaryota; Viridiplantae; Streptophyta; Magnoliopsida; Fabales; Fabaceae
Biological process (GO): autophagosome assembly
Molecular function (GO): protein binding
Source: RefSeq, a predicted model, not a curated record
ACAAGUGGAGAAACUUCGAAAAAUAAGACCACAUACAGUAGAGAAAGGAGAAAGAAACUUUAUUCAGUUUUGCAAAUUGCACGGGGAUCAUCAGCAUCUAUUUUAAAAGAAAAAUUAUCAGCCAUGGGUUCAUCUGGAGUGUUAGCAGACCAUCAGCUGCAAGCUCAAUUACAGGAGCAUCAUUUGAAAGGCCACAGUCAUCUUACAAUAUUAGACAUUGCAAGGAAGGCUUUUCUUUACAGUCAUUUUAUGGAAGGCAAUACAAAAAUUGCACCAAUAUCUCGCUUGCCUCUCAUCACUGUUAUAGAUACCAAGCAUCAUUUGAAGGACAUUCCAGUUGUACAGCCAUUUCACUUGGAGCUAAAUUUCUUCAAUAAAGAGAAUCCAGUUCUUCACUAUCCUGUCAGGGCUUUUUAUGUGGAUGGAUCUAAUCUUAUGGCAUAUAAUAUAUUAUCUGGAUCUGACAGUAUCUACAAGAAGUUUUACAAUUCGAUUCCUCGGAGUGUGGAGUAUCAAGCAAAAUACUUGAUUUACAGUAAAAAACAACACCUAUUUCUUGCGGUUUAUGAAUUUACUGGUACUACAAAAGAAGUUGUACUUUACCGGGAAAAUACUGAUGCGGUGACAUCAAACAGUAAAAGCACCACAGUCAAAGGUUGUGAUGCGGCAUUUAUUGGUCAGAAUGAAAAUCAGUUUGCUAUUCUCGAUGAGGACAAGACAGGGCUGGCAGUAUUUACACUACCAGGAGGAGCCUCACAAGAAACAAAGCAAAAUGAUAAACUUUUUGAAGAAAAUCAACCUGCAGAAACUAACGAUGGUUCAAUUCGCGGCCCAGUGCCAUUUAUGUUUGAAACUGAAGUUGAUCGUAUCUAUUCAACUCCUUUAGAUUCAACUUUGAUGUUUGCUUCUCAUGGGAGCCAAAUUGGACUAGUAAAGCUCAUACAAGGGUACCGCCUUUCCACUUCAUCUUCCAAAGGGCAUUAUAUAUCAACCAAGGGUGAGGGCAAAAAGUCGAUCAUGUUGAAAAGAAAUGAGAUUGUACUUCAGGUUUACUGGCAAGAGACUCUCAGGGGACACGUUGCAGGAAUUUUAACAACACAUAGAGUACUUAUUGUUUCGACAGCACUUGACAUACUUGCAGGCACUUCGACAAAUUUUGACAAAGGGCUUCCUUCGUUUAGAUCAAUCUUAUGGAUAGGGCCUGCCUUUCUUUUUUCUACUGCCACUGCAAUUAGUAUACUCGGCUGGGAUGGAAAAGUGAGGACUAUCUUGUCAACUAGUAUGCCUUGUGCAGUCUUGGUUGGUGCUUUGAAUGAUCGAUUGUUGCUUGCUAGUCCUACAGAAAUAAAUCCCAAACAGAGGAGGGGAUUUGAGGUCAAAAGCUGUCUUGUUGGUCUUCUUGAGCCUCUUCUUAUUGGAUUUGCCACGAUGCAACAAAGUUUUGAGCAGAAGCUUGACCUAUCAGAAAUACUGUACCAAAUAACAUCAAGGUUUGACAGCUUGCGCAUAACACCUAGGUCUCUGGACAUCCUUGCUAGAGGUUCUCCAGUUUGUGGAGACUUAGCUGUGUCAUUAUCUCAAUCAGGUCCACAGUUCACCCAAGUGAUGCGGGGUGUCUAUGCUGUGAAAGCUCUUCGUUUUUCCACUGCUUUGUCUGUUCUAAAAGACGAAUUCCUGCGAUCAAGAGAUUACCCACAAUGUCCCCCUACAUCUCAUUUAUUUCACAGGUUCAGACAGUUGGGUUAUUCCUGUAUCAGAUUCGGUCAGUUUGAUAGUGCAAAAGAAACUUUUGAAGUUACAUCAGAUUACGAAAGCAUGCUUGAUCUAUUUAUAUGCCACCUUAAUCCUAGUGCCAUGAGGCGUCUUGCUCAGAAGUUGGAAGAAGAAGCUCUUGACUCAGAAUUGAGGAGAUAUACUGAAAGGAUUUUACGGAUUCGAUCUAGUGGAUGGACUCAGGGCAUAUUUGCCAACUUUGCGGCAGAAAGUAUGGUUCCUAAAGGACCUGAAUGGGGUGGUGGAAACUGGGAAAUCAAAACCCCUACUAAUGAAAAGGAUAUACCUCAGUGGGAGCUUGCUGCAGAGGUGACGCCAUAUAUGAAGAAUGAUGAUGGUGCUAUUCCAUCCAUUAUUGUAGAUCAUAUAGGUGUGUAUUUAGGCUCAAUUAAAGGAAGAGGCAAUGUUGUUGAGGUAAGGGAAGAUACCUUGGUUAAAGACUUCAUCCCUGCAUGCAACGAUUUUAAAGCAAAUGGUCUUGAAGUAUCUUCACUUAAACCCACAUCUAAUCAAGGGAUUGGUAAUGCAAAAGGUGUUCCAUUAAUGGGUCAGGAAAGGCUUACUCAACGGCGUGCCAAUUCCUCAACUGAUGAACAGACUAAAGCAGAAGAAGAAUUUAAGAAAUCCAUGUAUGGAGCUGCUGCUUCUGACAGCAGCAGUGAUGAGGAAGGAGUAUCAAAAACCAAAAAGAUACGUGUUAGAAUACGAGACAAGCCAGUUACCUCUUUUGUGGAUGUGGAUAAGCUUAAAGAAGCCACUAGUAAAUUUAAACUAAGUGAAGGGUUAACUCCUACGAGGAGUAGGUCCUUUACUAGUGUAUCCCAAGAUCUUGGCCUAUCUCAGCCACCUGCAGCUACUGGAGUGGCUGCUCAUACUGUUUCAACUCCAGGUGACCUGUUUAGUAUAAAUGCCUUUACUCAACCAGAAUCAAUUUCACAGCCAACUCCUGGGGUUGCGAGUGGGGGAACUAAAGUAGGACCUAUUCCAGAAGACUUCUUUGAGAACACAAUUCCAUCUCUUAAGGUUGCUGCUUCACUGGCUCCUGCUGGCAGUUAUCUCUCUAAAUUUACUGCAGGAGCUCAAAGUGGCAAAGCAACUCAAAACCAGGUUAAAGCUUCUGAAUCUGAAGUUAGUCUUCAAGGUGAUGUUUCUACUCAAGCUGUUCAACUACCUAUGUCUCCUAUCGAGUCUGUAGGACUUCCGGAUGGUGGUAUACCACAAUCCUCAGAUCAGGCUGCAGUCACGCCCCCAUCACAAUUUCAGGCACCAGUUUCUAGCCAACCUCUUGAUCUUAGUAUAUUUGGAGCACCAAAUACUUCUGAUUCUGGAAAGCCUCCACAAACUGGUUCUCCACCAUCCUCUGUAAGACCGGGACAGGUUCCCCGAGAAGCUGCUGCUUCUGUGUGUUUCAAGACUGGACUUGCUCACCUUGAGCUAAAUCAUCUUUCAGAUGCUUUGUCUUGCUUUGAUGAAGCUUUUCUUGCAUUAGCUAAAGAACAAUCUCGUGGAAGUGAUAUAAAAGCUCAAGCAACAAUAUGUGCUCAAUACAAGAUAACAGUCACUCUUCUUCGGGAAAUUGUUCGUUUGCAAAAAGUUCAUGGUCCAAGUGCUAUUAGCGCAAAAGAUGAAAUGGCUAGACUUUCACGCCAUCUUGGCUCAUUGCCUUUGCUCGCAAAGCACAGAAUAAAUUGCAUUCGAACUGCCAUAAAACGAAAUAUAGAGGUGCAAAAUUAUGCAUAUUCCAAGCAAAUGUUAGAACUACUAUUAUCUAAAGCACCUCCAAGUAAGCAGGAGGAAUUUAGAAGCCUCAUUGACCUGUGUGUUCAGAGGGGUUUGGCUAACAAGUCGAUUGAUCCAUUGGAAGAUCCAUCACAAUUCUGUGCUGCCACAUUAAGCAGGCUGUCGACCAUUGGAUAUGAUGUGUGUGAUCUCUGUGGAUCUAAAUUUUCAGCUGUGACUGCACCAGGAUGCAUCAUAUGUGGAAUGGGCAUCAUCAAGAGAUCAGAUGCAGUCGCAGGACCAGUUCCUUCUCCUUUUGGUUGAGUCACUAAAAUUUAUUUGCUUGUACUAUGUGUUUCCUUGGGAUGCUGUUGUACAGAGAGAAGCAACUCCAUUAUAAUUUCUUCAUUUUUAGCAUACAGCUUUUCAGUUUUC